AGUACAGUGUCUGGCUAAUGUUUUGCAGUAUCACCUGACGACUUUAAAGUCAUAUGACCGACAGUGGACGAAAAUCAAAAACCUCAGGUCAAAAGAUCGUACAGGUCCACCACAUUCGUCCACCUUCAUCAAACAUUCAUCAAAAUGUUUUCUCAGCGCAUCUUGUUUUAUCUUUUUGCCAUUUGUGUGCAUAUCGCGUGCGGCAUGUAUGAUCCAGAUGAAGUGCUGGAUCUGCCGGGAAUGUCCUUUAAACCCAAUUACCGCCAGUGGUCAGGAUAUCUGAAGGCCCGCCCUGGCAAAUUUUUGCACUAUUGGUUUGUGACUUCUCAGAGGGACCCGCUUAAGGAUCCAGUCGUUCUGUGGCUGAACGGAGGGCCAGGCUGCAGCUCUUUGGAUGGGUUUCUAUCAGAGAAUGGCCCGUUCCAUGUAAAUGACGAUGGAGCCACUCUGUACGAGAAUGAAUUCAGCUGGAAUAAAAUUGCCAACAUUCUGUAUCUUGAGUCACCUGCCGGAGUUGGUUAUUCCUACUCGGACGACCAAAAAUAUGAAACUAAUGACGAUGAGGUGGCAGACAACAACUACCUAGCCUUGCAGAGCUUUUCUGCCAAAUUUCCUAAUUUCACCCAGAAUGAGUUUUUCAUUUUUGGUGAGAGUUAUGGAGGCAUUUACGCACCAACGCUCAGUUUGAGAGUUGCUACAGGUGGCCAGCUUAAAGUAAACUUUAAGGGCUUUGCUGUGGGAAAUGGCAUUAGUAGCUUUGCGUUGAAUGACCAAUCACUAAUCUACUUUGGGUACUAUCAUGGGCUAUUUGGAGAACAGCUGUGGAAGGAUCUGAAUGACAACUGCUGCCAAAAUGGAGUCUGUAACUUCUACAACAAUUCUAAAGAGUCUUGCUCUGUUUGGGUAUUGCAUGCAUUUCAUAUAGUUUAUAACUCUGGAUUAAAUGAAUAUGCUCUGUAUCUUGAUUGUGCUGGUGGUAUUGGAUCUCAGAAGACCUAUCGGAGUGCCAUGAUGCACCUCUUUAGAAACUUCAGGAAGCAUUGGGAAGCUAAUCAUUUAGUGGGAAGAACUCCAAGUGUUAAUGCAGUGCCUCCAUGCAUCAAUAGUACUGCUCAAAUUAACUGGCUUAACCGAGGAGAUGUGAGGAAGGCACUGCACAUCCCUGAUGUACUACCACCAUGGGACAUCUGCAGUGAUGUAGUGGGAAGCCAAUAUCACACAAUCUACCAAACUGUCAAGGAAGUCUAUGAGAAGCUAUUGGCUUUGGGUCUGAGAGCUUUGGUCUAUAAUGGAGAUACUGAUAUGGCUUGUAACUUCCUUGGAGACCAGUGGUUUGUUGAACAGCUUGGACAGAAGGCAACCACAGAGUACCAGCGCUGGCUGUAUGAUAACCAGAUUGCUGGAUUCUACCAACAAUUUGGCAACAUCACUUUCCUCACUGUCAAGGGAGCUGGUCACAUGGUUCCUCAGUGGGCUCCUGGUCCAUCUCUCCACAUGUUGCAGAGUUUCCUAUCCAAUAAGCCUUACUGAAUUUCCAUCAGACCACAUCUUGUCUCAGAGCACCAAAUCUGAUUUUUAAAUGUGGUGCUGGAUAGGAGCCUGUGGAUAGGAAUGAAAUCCGACAUAAAGCUGAAUCAGAAAUGUAAUAGCUCUCAGGGACUGUGGGUGUCUGUGUGUUUGAAUGAGCUUUGAAAUUUUGUUAAAUUCUUUGCUAUUUUAUUGAUUGUUUGAAUCUUUUUAAAAGAGAUUUUUUCUCUUGAACAUUAGGGUUGGCUUUACAGGCUUGCAAUACUAUAUCACGGUGAUGUUGAUAAUGUAGGUAAACUAUAGCUGGACUUUUAAAACUUCACAUAAUCUCUGUUUUGUAUGGUACACACACAAAUGAUUAACUUUUUAAAAUUGUAUUAUGACUAUCACAUUUUAAAUUGUCAAAUUCUGUUUCAUUCUCACCUGGCUACCAUUAUAGGUUAUGUUGAAUUGAAUGAAGUAUAGGAUGCUCAUUUGUAAAUUCUGUUAAAUAAAUUUUUGA
This is a messenger RNA of Xyrauchen texanus (razorback sucker), 2029 nucleotides long. Its product is annotated as lysosomal protective protein-like. The record is from RefSeq and is a predicted model, not a curated record. Gene Ontology annotation, biological process: proteolysis. Lineage: Eukaryota; Metazoa; Chordata; Actinopteri; Cypriniformes; Catostomidae. The transcript is spliced from 11 exons. Gene Ontology annotation, molecular function: serine-type carboxypeptidase activity. Bases 145 to 1530 code for a protein of 461 amino acids.